UCCUGCUUCUCUCAAACCCCGCCCCCCCCCGGAAACUCCAGACCAGGACUGGAAACUCUGGUCCCGGACCAGCUGCUUCCUCCAGACUUGCUGACUGAGAUGACCCAGCAGAGCCGUGAGCAGCACUACCCGCUGUCAGAGCCUGCAAACCGGCUGCUCGUGCACGGUGCUGUGUCGGGGGCGCGCCCCGGGUUGACUCGUCCUACCGGAGCCAGAAGCGGCAGCGGCUCGGUGUGUGUGUGUGUGUGUGUGUGUGUGUGUGUGUGUGUGAUGCUCCGGAUCUCCUCACAGGAAAGACACACACACACACAUUGUGGAGGGAGGAGCAGCAGGAGAAGGAGCAGAAGGAGGUCUCAGCUUCCCCUCCGUCAGGAUUUCUUCACACGGACUCUCCGGAGCUUCUGACGGAUCCUCAGCACCGACUGAAGCGGUAGGUGGCACUGACUGGAUGAACUGGUCUGUUCAUCUAUCCAUUGAUCCAUUAAUCCAUCCCUUCAUCAGCCAGAGGAAGGAUCUGAUGAGACGACUGAAUACAGAGACGAGAAGAGACAACCUGCGAUGGCCAGUGCAGCUGAUGGUGUAGGUAGUCUGGGUGCUGAGCAGAACCACCUGAGUGUCCCUGUCACGGAUCAUGGAGCCUGGGCCACGGCCAUGAACAACCUGGGCAUCAUGCCUGUGGGCCUCAGCAGGCAGCAGCUUGUUUCAGACUCUGUGUGUAUCCAGAGGUUUGACACUGGUCUGGGACUCAUCACGCCCAUUAACCCCAUGAUGGCGGGCAUCAGCCUGGUCCCUCCCCCGCCCGUACCCCCUGACAUGCCAGUCAUCAAGGAGAUCAUUCACUGCCAGAGCUGCACUCUGUUCCCUCAGAACCCGAAUCUGCCCCCUCCAUCAACGCGGGAGCGCCCCCCCGGCUGUAAGACGGUGUUUGUGGGAGGUUUACCGGAGAACGCCACCGAGGAAAUCAUCAGAGAAAUGUUCGAUCAGUGCGGAGAGAUCAUUGCCAUCCGUAAGAGUAAGAAGAACUUCUGUCACAUCCGCUUCAGUGAAGAGUUCAUGGUGGACAAGGCUAUUUACCUGUCAGGGUAUCGGAUGCGUAUUGGAUCCAGCACUGAUAAGAAAGACUCAGGGAGGAUCCAUGUGGACUUCGCCCAGGCCAGAGACGACCUGUAUGAGUGGGAGUGUAAACAACGCCUAUUUGCCAGAGAGGAAAGACACCGCCGCAAGAUUCACGAAGACCGACUGCGGCUGCCGUCUCCUCCGCCUAUUGUCCAUUACUCCGAACACGAGGCAGCACUCUUGGCAGAGAGACUGAAAGAUGACCAUAAGUUCAGCGAGGCCACAGCAGUGCUUUUCUCCUGGAUUGACCGGGGUGAGGUCAACCGCCGGACAGCCAAUCACUUCUACUCCAUGAUCCAGUCAGCUAACAGCCAUGUCCGGCGGCUGAUGGGUGAGAAAGCUCAGCACGAGGAGGAGAUGGAGCGCGCCAAAGAGAUCUUCAAGAACGCCCUGAUGGCCAUUUUAACACAGUUCGAGCAGAUCACCACCGUUUUCACCGCCGCCACCAGGCAAAAGGCAUGGGACCAUUUCUCAAAAGCACAGCGCAAGAACAUAGACAUUUGGCGAAAGCAGUGCGAGGAGCUCAGAAACGCUCACAGCGAAGAGAUCAUGGGCAUCAGGCGAGAGGAGGAGAUGGAGAUGUCAGACGACGAUUUGGAUCAAAUUCCCUGUAAGAGGAUGCGUUCAGGAGAAAAUGGAGUGUAUGAUCAGUCUCAGGCGUCUCUGAAGGAGGAGAACGACUCCCUGCGUUGGCAGCUGGACGCCUACAGGAAUGAGGUGGAGCUUUUGAGGAAAGAACAGAACAAGUUGAACCGAGCAGACGACGAACACACACACACACACAGUCCUGAGGCUCAGAUCCAGCUGCUGCAGCAGAGCAUGAAUGACAUGCAGCAGCAACUCCUGAGUCUGCAGGAAAAGCUGACGCAUAAACAAGCUGAGCUGGAGCAGGCGAGGGAGGAACAUCGCUGCCUGGAGGGGGAAAUGAUCAGCCUGCGAGACAAGCUUUUGAACAGCAAUAUGGAGGCUGUGGAGGGAACUAAUGGAGAGCUACAUGAAAAGGGGAUGAAUGGCUGUGUUCCUUCAUUGUGCCUCAGCAGAGAGAGGAGGAGUGAGGUCAUCAUGAAAGGAGGAGUCACAUCUGAAAAGGAGGCUCUUCUGCUGGGAAUUAUAUCAACCUUUCUCCAUGUGCAUCCAUUUGGGGCUAACCUUGAGUAUCUGUGGUCGUACAUACAGAGACUGGACUCAAAGGUGACGGCGGGCGAGCUGGAGCGUCUUAUGGUCCGUCUGCCCACUAUGUUCAGGCAGGAGCUGAGUGGUGUCGGUGCAACCCUGGAGAAACGAUGGAAGUUCUGUGGUUUUGACAGCCUUGGUGCAGCUUGACGCAGGAAGAACGCACACACACAUACUGAGAAAACACACUGAACAGAUUAGACUUUUAACUGUGUGAGUGCGUUCGUCACAAAUAAUGUUGGAUACAUAGCAGUGUGUGCGACAGUGAUGUUCAUAGAAGCAAACACUGGAAACUGUGGAAGAUACAGAUGUUCAGCAGGAAAUCCCAAACAAAGACCACUUCCUGAUUUAAGGUUGAGGUGAAAUAAGUGAUGGUUCCACCAGAUCUUCGCCUCACUGCUUACAGUCAACACAAUGAACCACAACAGGAUCUUGUCCUCACUUUCUUCUCUACAGUGGUCCCCAGCAGCAACCCAUCGAUAGGAAGAGAGAGUAAAAUUGGAUCCUCCAUAAUUUGUCUUCAGAAAAAAGGCACGCCAAACCUUAUUUCAUUUAUCUACAAAAUGGAACCAGUUAUUGACUAUUUUGGCCAGAAAGUGGGUGUCUAAUCUGGCAGCAUGAUGGGACCACAGAGUGCCCACCCUCCCUCCCUGGUACUACAGGGUUUGUCUGGGGAAAAAAGCAGAAAGCCCCCAACUGGCAAAACAAAUCAAACUGAGGGAGUUUUUAACAUCAACUCUUUUCAAAUCUGUUGUCAGACAAAUUGAUGCACAGAUGCCUUUCAUCGAGACAGAUGCAUUUAGAAAAAUAUGACUGCUGUUGUAACAAUAUUGUUUAUCCGGAUGAACAUGGAGGGAAAUUCCUUCAGGGUUUGAAAUAAUCAGAAUAAUUUCUUCCUACUUGAGCUUCCUGCAGAGAUUGUAAACAUUAUCUAAAGUAGUGAAGGAGGAAAAGGGAAGCCUAAACCUAAAUAUGAGCUAUAAAGGAUUAUAUGAGGGAAAGAAAUAAAGUUUAUCAUUCCACUUAAUUUAUUUCAUUGUAACGUACGAAGGUGUUCACUGAAGGCAGCACUGAAGCCUAAUGCUGCCAUAACUUACAUGCCGUAUUUAAAUAUGAUGAAGUUGAAUAAUGGUCCUGACUGUGUCCUGCUUUUUGUAAAAUAUACUUUGAUAUAAGAGUUGAUAACAGUUUCCCUCUGAAUGGAGGGAAGAGUGGGGUGGAGAUAGAAAUGAAGGGAUGAAGAUACUGACUGGAUGAGACAUAUUUCCUAUUUUGUUGCUUUAAGCCACAUCUACUCUUUUCCGUCCAGAGUGCUGUACAUGUCAAAAUACAAAUGAUAAUUAACAGAUUUUAUUGUACACUUCCAUAAAGUUUUUUGUCAUUGUCUUUCUUAUUAAAAUAAAGUUUUUCCAUCAGCAGACA
Acanthopagrus latus (yellowfin seabream) is the source of this 3711-nucleotide messenger RNA. It is a transcript of the gene enox1, whose product is annotated as ecto-NOX disulfide-thiol exchanger 1. The record is from RefSeq and is a predicted model, not a curated record. The transcript is spliced from 16 exons. Gene Ontology annotation, molecular function: protein-disulfide reductase activity; RNA binding. Gene Ontology annotation, biological process: ultradian rhythm. Lineage: Eukaryota; Metazoa; Chordata; Actinopteri; Spariformes; Sparidae. Bases 559 to 2439 code for a protein of 626 amino acids. Gene Ontology annotation, cellular component: external side of plasma membrane; plasma membrane.